Messenger RNA from Selaginella moellendorffii, 822 nucleotides. RefSeq names its product probable inactive nicotinamidase At3g16190. Bases 69 to 809 code for a protein of 246 amino acids. NCBI's taxonomy places the organism in Eukaryota, Viridiplantae, Streptophyta, Lycopodiopsida, Selaginellales, Selaginellaceae. The transcript has 4 exons. The record is from RefSeq and is a predicted model, not a curated record.
UUUGCGCUUUGAUCGAAGACGCCAGACGCGCUUGUCGCUAUCCAUCAUAAACCCUAAAAAAGCACCAAAUGGCCGGGCCACAACGAAGAACAGCGUUGCUUGUCAUCGACAUGCAGAACGAUUUCGUCCUCCCCGGCGGCCCAAUGCACGUCCUUGGAGCGCCAGCGAUCGUCCCAGCGGUCCAGAAAUCCGUGGAAAUCGCGCGACGCCAUGGCCAUUUCAUUGUCUGGGUCGUGAGAGAGCACGAUGCGAGCGGGAGAGACGUGGAGCUCUUCCGGCAGCACCUCUACGACGGCGAGACUGGCCCGACGUGCAAGGGAGAAUCCGGCGCGGCGCUGGUGGAUGGAUUGAUCCCACAGCCCGGCGAUCACAUGCAGCGCAAAUUUCGAUUCAGCGCCUUCUUCGCCACGAAUCUCGACCUGGUGCUCCGCCGCGCUGGAAUCUCCCAUCUGGUGAUCGUCGGUGUCCAGACCCCGAAUUGCAUCCGCGCCACUGUCUUCGAUGCCAUCGCGCUCGACUACGCCGUGACAGUCAUCGCCGACGCCACCGCCGCCGCCUCUCCCGAAGUCCACGCCGGUAAGGAAGAGUUGUUCUUCUCGAUGACCAUUCCGUACGGCCCUGGCCGCCGCCUUCCGUACGGUUUCUUUGGCCUUGAUCUUGCUGCUUGUAGGGAAUUUGUUGGACAUGCGCAACGUGAGUGCCGCCACUCCAACUCUGGAGGAAUGGGCCAAAUUGGCUGGCUGAGAUCGAUAUACACUCUCUCGUCCUCGCAAAGACCUAAUAAGCUCUUCUUUCUUCUCUCAUCUUGACUCCUCCUCGUUG